AUGGCCAUGACACUUGCUCUGGAAGAGGUGGUCACCCAGCCAUUCCCCCCCCCACCCCCCGUCAAGCCUGUUGAGGAAGACAUGCACAACAAGACCAUACAUACACAGCCUGGCAUUCUCAAGGGCAAUGGUACUACCCUGUACAAUUCAGAGUCGCCCCCCAAGACCCAUCAAGAUUUUGCUGGGCUUAACCACAUGCUUGGGGAACUCUUGGAAUCCUCAGACAAUCACAGCAUCAAUCUCAUCCUUGAAGAUCUCAACAACAAAAUCAUUGCACUUGAUGCUGAUCAGUCCGACCAUGAGCUGGCAUGCUUUGAAGCAACAGAGGGAGAACAUGGGCUUUUGAGGAGAGACACAGGGGAGGCAUGGGCUGAGGACAUGUCUAUGAAGAUGGGGGACCUCAUCCACAUAGAUGCAAUGCAUGACACAAUGAUGGACUGCAUAGUCGACCCUCCCUUGGCUGAAUCACACACUGACCUGCCUUCUGCCAUGCCAGAUAUGGAUGCCUACAUCGAUAUUCCCAAUCCUGUGGUGCAAUAUGAAGAGUUGCAUGUGCACCCUGCAGUCCAGGCCUUUGCACUGCUGCCUACCUACCUGCAUGCCAUCUUUCACUUGCCCCACACUGGAUGCAACAUUCUUAGCAUUGUUCCACUUCUUUGUUCUCCAAUAUGA
This is a messenger RNA of Dacryopinax primogenitus, 672 nucleotides long. RefSeq lists its product as uncharacterized. NCBI's taxonomy places the organism in Eukaryota, Fungi, Basidiomycota, Dacrymycetes, Dacrymycetales, Dacrymycetaceae. Bases 1 to 672 code for a protein of 223 amino acids. The record is from RefSeq and is a predicted model, not a curated record. The transcript has a single exon.